Messenger RNA from Ustilago hordei, 2112 nucleotides. RefSeq lists its product as uncharacterized. The transcript has 4 exons. Gene Ontology annotation, cellular component: endoplasmic reticulum. The record is from RefSeq and is a predicted model, not a curated record. Gene Ontology annotation, molecular function: amino acid transmembrane transporter activity. NCBI's taxonomy places the organism in Eukaryota, Fungi, Basidiomycota, Ustilaginomycetes, Ustilaginales, Ustilaginaceae. Bases 1 to 2112 code for a protein of 703 amino acids. Gene Ontology annotation, biological process: amino acid transmembrane transport.
AUGAGCAAUCCUUCCCAUACCAUCCCGCGUCCGGGUAAUGGAGGCGCCGCGAACACCACAAUCUUUUCAUUCGACGACGAAGACAACAACACAAACUGUCCGUCGCAUCAGGCUUCAACAAGCCACGCACUGCCAGCAUCAUCUUCAACAUCAUCAGACAUAGACUUACCGUCUUAUUCCACCGCAGCAGGGGUCAACCGCGCUCCUCUACCUCUCAAAUUUUUGACGUCGUCCAAAGAAGCCCAGUUCGAAGCGGAUCCAGACGACAUCGAUGAUCAAGACGACAUCGUUGCUGUUCAGUCAUCUCACAUCGGCCUGAGACCGAACAAUGGCACUGGAUAUACUCCUGUCGCAGGUUCAGAUGAGCGCACGCAGCUGAACAGAGAAGGUGCUCAGUCGCUCAUUGAUCGCAUACCGGGAACCCGCAUCCGUGCCUCUCUCGACGUCUUCAGCAAUGAUCUUCGUAAUAUUCGCCAAUCGCUUGGAGUACCUGGCUGGGAUGGAGAAGGUAUGCCGGACUGGCUCAAGAGAGGCGCGGGCGUCUUCGAUGCCACUGUCAACAUGGCCAACAGUAUUCUCGGCGCCGGUAUCGUUGGUCUGCCAUAUUCAAUGCGGGAGUCUGGCUUUAUUGCUGGUCUGGUCCUUCUCGUCGGUCUCUCUUUCCUCACAGACUGGACGAUUCGACUUAUCGUACUCAAUGCAAAGCUCAGCGGCCGUAUCACCUACAUCGAGAUCAUGGAGCAUUGCUUCGGUCAGAACGGCAAGGCUGCUGUCUCCAUUUUCCAGUUCGCCUUCGGCUUUGGCGGCAUGUGUGCCUUCUGCGUUGUUAUCGGCGACACCAUUCCACACGUCAUCAAGAUGCUCUUUCCGUCUCUAGCCGGAAGCUUCCUCGCCAAUCGACAAUUCGUUAUCACAUUCUUUACCUUGGCAGUAUCCUAUCCACUGUCGCUCUAUCGUAACAUCGAAAAGCUUAGCAAAGCAAGUGCCAUCGCACUCGUGUCGAUGGUCGUCAUCAUCAUUGCUGUCACCAUCCGCGGUCCUGCCAUGCCCGCAGAGCUCAAAGGUGAUCCUAGCCUCAGAUUCACCAUCGUCAACGUGUCGAAUUUAGUCCGUUCAAUCUCUGUCAUCAGCUUUGCCUUCGUCUGCCAUCACAACUCCUUGCUCAUCUACGGAUCGUUGAAGGAGCCCUCGAUGAACAAGUUUGGGCAAGUGACUCACUACUCGACCGUCAUUGCUGCUGCUGCUACUAUCACAAUGAGUGUCGCCGGCUACUGGAGUUUCGAAGAGAGGACCCUCAGUAACGUUCUCAACAACUUCCCGGAUGACGACGUGGUCGUCAAUAUCGCCCGUGGACUCUUCGGUCUCAACAUGCUCACCACUCUGCCACUCGAGUGUUUCGUCUGCCGCGAGGUACUUGAGACCUACUUCUUUGCAGGAGAAUUCGACCGCAAUCGCCAUCUCAUCUUCACCUCGAGUCUCGUGAUGACUGCUAUGAUCGUGUCACUCUUGACCUGCGAUCUUGGAAUCGUAUUAGAGCUCACUGGUGGACUCAGUGCGACGGCGUUGGCUUUCAUCUUCCCAAGCAUUUGCUACCUCAAGUUGACGAGCGAGACAGGCAAGCGAGUGCCUACCGCGGAUCUUCCUCAUCUGACAAGCUCCUCUUGGAGGGAUCAAGGGCAAACAAGGGGCGGUCAAAGCAACAACAACAACAACAAUCAAGAUCGGGCCGACCAAGAGAACGAAGCGCUCAUCGACCAGUCGAACGGCUCGAUCGAUCGAGGUCAGAACCUUAUUCGAACAGCCGAGUAUGAUAAUGCAGACGACGAAGAGCCAUCAACGCUCGAUCAUAUGGAAAGAAUGGAAGGUGGUCGCACAGCCCGAGGCAUUGGUGCCGCAAGAGAGUCGGUCGACGUUGAUGACGUUGAGCUGCCAUUACGGCCAGGAGCAAGUGUACGCUUCCGACCAGCAGCAGCCAACCGAAAGUGGUGGCAGUCGACACGACCACUCAGUGUAGCCUGUGCGAUCUUUGGCUCUAUCGUCCUCGUCAUUAGCGUAUGGACAGCCAUCUCGGACAGCACAAGCGGCAAGACUGGAGCGGUGCAUGUUUGCUAA